Molecule: messenger RNA, 1092 nt
Organism: Pristis pectinata (smalltooth sawfish)
Lineage: Eukaryota; Metazoa; Chordata; Chondrichthyes; Rhinopristiformes; Pristidae
Exons: 2
Coding region: 1-1092 (363 amino acids)
Biological process (GO): regulation of transcription by RNA polymerase II
Cellular component (GO): nucleus
Molecular function (GO): RNA polymerase II cis-regulatory region sequence-specific DNA binding; DNA-binding transcription factor activity, RNA polymerase II-specific
Source: RefSeq, a predicted model, not a curated record
AUGGCAGAACAGCAGCAGAGGAGACAGAGGCUGCCCAAAUUUAGCUCAGAUGAGCUGGAGGUGCUGAUUGCAGAGGUGACCACCCAUAGGGACCAACUUUUCAGCCGUGCCCACAGAUUGUCACAGGGAGAUCGUGAUAAAAUAUGGCAGGAUAUCACUGCCAAGGUCAAUGCGGUCUCACGGGUCAAAAGGUCUGUAAAGGCCAUCAAGACACGUUGGGAUGACCUAAUGCGGCGUACCAAAGAGGUAGCCAAUUUGGCGAGAGCAGCACGCCAAAUUCGUGUUGGACCCUGCGGACCAGAAGACCUGACCCCAGAGGAAUGGAGAGUCCAUCAGGUCAUGCACCCUCAAUCAAUAAUUUGCAUGGGUGGAUCAGAUCCUGCAGACUUUCCAUAUUGGAGGUCAAUAAAGGAGGAAAGGGGAUGCACUGCAGGGGAGGCCGGACCAUCAGGAACUCAUGUCAUUUCCCAUGAGGAUGGAGCAAGAAGUUGGACACCACCCUCAGAAUCUCCCUCAUCCCCUCACAUGCCAUCCUCAUUGCCAGAGCCAUUCCUCUCUCACAGGGAUUCCUGCCCACCACCCAAGGACAGCUUGAUGAAUGAGUUUGACAGGCAACUGCUCGCUUCCCAAAACCAGCAGACUGCACUCUUGAGAGACUUUUGGGAAGGAUUCCAACCUCUCAUGCGGGACCUCAUACAGGCAACCCGGGAGCUAGCUCACGAAACUCACUUGGUUGCUCAGCAUACCCAUCAGGUGGCCCAGCAGACGAAGGGAGUGGCCGACAACACCAGAGAACUGGUGUUGCAGAAUCAGCGGCUGGUCCUUCACACCCAGGAAAUGGCUCAAAACAUUUCAGAGAUACGUCUGUCCAUGCAGCAGCACUUUUCCCAAACAACACCGGAGCCACUAAGGCUCACAAAGUCUGUGGUUGAACAACCAGAGCACACAGCAAGUUUGCUGGACCACUCUCCUACACAUUGUCCUCAGGCAAAGAGUCUGGGGCCUUCUGAAGUAGAGCAGCGUGAGAUACCUAGAUUGGCACAAACAAAGAACAACUCCAGGACCUUAGGAAAGAAAAGACGAUUAGUUUAG